Messenger RNA from Arachis stenosperma, 2444 nucleotides. RefSeq names its product pentatricopeptide repeat-containing protein At1g80270, mitochondrial-like. The record is from RefSeq and is a predicted model, not a curated record. Gene Ontology annotation, molecular function: protein binding. Gene Ontology annotation, cellular component: mitochondrion. NCBI's taxonomy places the organism in Eukaryota, Viridiplantae, Streptophyta, Magnoliopsida, Fabales, Fabaceae. The transcript has 4 exons. The coding region runs from base 320 to 2152 and encodes 610 amino acids.
ACUUCCCUCCUCCCUACCUCACUCACCGCGCCGGUCACCGCCAACAGAACGGCAGCCAACGGAGGUCGUCUCUCCUUCCUCCGCGCCGACAGUCUCCGCUCUCCUUCCUCCGUCUUGGCUCCUCCGUGCUGUGUGCUUCGCCCGUCUUUGCAUCCUCUGAUUGCGUCGUCUGUCUCCGCUCCGCUGCAGGUUGUGCUCGUGCUUCCCCUCCGCUUCAGGCUGAAGCUCCAAAGCUGCUCCGUCGCUUACUCUGCUUCUGCUUCUGUAGGGUUUAAGCUUUCAAGAACUUUGCACCUUUCUCAAUCUCCACUCGUCAACCAUGUGGGCUCUUCGUCGAGCUUCCAUUCGUCUUAGUCUCAGGAGCCAAGGAUUUAGUCUAGGAGCAUCUACUGCUUCUUGUAUCAAGCUAAUGCCAACUGCUGUGGAAGAUGGGGCUGGUAUCAGUGGAUCUUUUCAAAUAACACGAAGCAAAGUUCUGUCAACAAUGACAUGUUAUCAUGCAGGUCAUUCUUCCCCCAAAUUUACUAUGAGCAGACGUGAACUUUCAUCACAAGCUGAUGCAAAUAGUACGAACAAUGACGAUGAUUUGGAUGAAGCGCUGUCGUAUGAGCUGCAGACACGAGGGAUUAAUGACGAAGUUGAGACUGACUUAGGCGAUGAUGAUGAGGAUUUUAAGAAAUCACACGACGAGAUGGAGUUAUCUGACAUUGAGAUUGAUCCAAUAGAGAAAAAAUCACAGCGUAGUAAGCGUCUGUCAAAAAUAUUCACGGCGAUUAUUAAAGCUCCAGGAUUGUCUGUUCGUUCGGCUUUGGAUAAGUGGAUUGAAGAAGGGAAAGACAUUAGUAGACAAGAAAUCUCACUGGCCUUGGUUAAUCUCCGGAGGCGUAAAAUGUAUGGGAGGGCUUUGCAGCUCUUCGAGUGGCUAGAGUUAAACAAGAAGCUUGAAUUCUUAGAGCAGGAUUAUGCUUCUCGACUUGAUUUGAUUGCUAAAUUACGUGGUCUGCCAAUGGCAGAGAAAUUUAUUGACAGUGUUCCAAAGUCUUUCAGAAGGGAGUUGUUAUACCGAACUUUACUUGCUAAUUAUGUUAGUCAGAACAAGUUGAAUAAGGCUGAGGCAACAUUCAAUAGAAUGAAGGACUUGGAUCUACCUCGUACAACAUUUGCUUGUAACCAAAUGCUUCUUUUGUAUAAGAGGGUUGACAAGAAGAAGAUAGCAGAUGUGUUAUUGUUGAUGGAAAAUGAGAAUGUCAAACCUUCUACGCUUACCUAUAAAAUUUUGAUAGACACAAAAGGGUCCAAUGAUAUUGCUGGGAUGGAGGAAAUUGUGGAGACAAUGAAGACAGAAGGCAUUGAACAAGACUUGCAAACACAAGCAGCCUUGGCUAGACAUUACAUCUCUGCUGGGUUUAAUGAAAGAGCCGAAGCUAUAUUGAAGGAGAUGGAAGGUGAAAACGUGAAAAAGAAACAAUGGGUUUGCCCUACUUUGCUCUGCCUUUAUGCAAAGUUGGGAAAGGCUGACGAAGUAGAGAGAAUUUGGAAGGUCUGUGAAUCUAGCCCUCGAAUUGAGGACUGCAUGAGUGCAGUUGAAGCAUGGGGAGCAUUAAACAAAAUUGAUAAAGCAGAGGAAAUUUUUGAGUUUAUGUCGAAGAAAUGGAAACUCUCUUCUGGUAACUAUAAUGUACUCCUGAAGGUUUAUCUUAAUCAUAAUAUGCUAUUGAAGGGUAAGGAUCUUGUUAAGCGAAUGUUAGAUAGCGGCUGCAAACUUAACCUAUUGACAUACAAUGCUCUUGUCAAACUUCAUGUCCAAGCUGGGGAAGUAGAAAAGGCAGACUCUCUCUUGCAGACCGCAAUCCAGCAGAACCGAAACAAGCCAUUGUUUGAUACUUUCAUGGCUAUUAUGGAAGAGUAUGCGAAGAGCGGCGACAUUCAUAAUGCAGAAAAGAUUUUCUACCUAAUGAGGAAAGCUGGCUACAUUUCUCGAUUCACUCAGUAUCAAGUUCUAAUCCAAGCGUACAUAAAUGCCAAGCAGCCAGCAUAUGGAAUCAGUGAGCGGAUGAAAGCCGAUAACAUAUUUCCAAACAAAGCUAUGUCUAAGCAAUUAGUUCAAAUGAACCCAUUUGAGAAAACUGCAGUUUUGGCAUUGCUUGAUUAAUGACAAUAGCCAUGAGAGGGUUGCUUCUGUACUUCAACAUGAAACUAAUUAUUUAGUUAUAUAGGUUCAGGAUCCUAGAGUUUAAGUGAAUUUGCAAAUUUACGGUCGGCUAAAAUCUUAUCAUAUGCAUUAGUCCAAAUGCAAAUGGAGUUCUUGGGAUGGUCCUUAUUAAAAAUACUGAGUCAAUUUGUUUUCUGGAACUAAUUUGUAAGCUGGUGAAGGAUAUUUGAGGGGUGGGGACUAUGUUGGGAGUUUCUAUUUCUCAAGUUAUAUCUGAUGCUGAUUUAUCUAA